ACUCCUGUGAGAGUUUAGGUGGAGGGUUUGAACAGGUUGUUACGCAUCUACUGUAGCCGGGGCUCUUUCGCAAACUGGUAGCUCCUUUAGUGAUCCUAGCACCAUGAGGCGCCAGGCAGUUAACUGCCUCCGUGGCUUGUGGCGUGCACAAACUGGUAUCAGCGGUCAUGAGGCAAGCAGUCAGACUGGAAUUGCUUCAAUCGCUACAACGGGUUUGCUAGGCCAGCAGGAGCGCAGCCUGCGGACUAGUGCUUUGGAGAGACCGUCGCGGAUUGCAACCCUAUCCGCGCUGCCCUGGUCGCUGCAAGCGGUCCGCACUGCGACUGUGGAAGCACUUGUUCCCGCAAAGGUGAACAACUUCACCCUCAACUUCGGGCCACAGCAUCCAGCUGCCCACGGCGUGCUUCGACUGGUGUUGGAGAUGAACGGCGAGAUUAUUACACGUGCUGACCCACACAUUGGCCUUCUGCAUCGUGGAACGGAGAAGCUAAUUGAGUACAAGACAUACCUCCAGGCCCUCCCAUACUUCGACCGCCUGGACUACGUGUCAAUGAUGUGCAUGGAGCACUCGUAUGUUCUUGCCAUAGAGCAGCUGCUGAACUUAGCAGUGCCGCUGCGUGGGCAGUAUAUUCGAGUCCUUUACAGUGAAAUCACGCGCGUGCUGAACCACCUGCUGGCCAUCACUUGCCAUGCUAUGGACGUGGGUGCGCUGACGCCCUUCCUGUGGGCUUUCGAGGAGCGCGAAAAGCUGUUUGAGUUUUACGAACGCGUCUCGGGUGCGCGCAUGCACGCGGCGUAUUUCCGAGUGGGCGGUGUGUCUCAGGACCUGCCCAUCGGGCUACUGCGCGACAUUUACGAUUGGGCACGCCAGUUCAGCAGCCGCUUGGACGAGAUUGAGGAGCUGCUGACGGGCAACCGCAUCUGGAAGGAGCGGACCGUUGAUGUGGGCACCAUCACGGCCCAGAUGGCGUGGGACUGGGGCUGCUCGGGUCCCAUUCUGCGCGCCAGCGGCAUCGAUUGGGACCUGCGCAAGACCCAGCCGUACGACGCAUACGGCCGGAUGCAGUUCAAUGUGCCCAUCGCAGGCCACGGCGACUGCUACGACCGCUACCUGGUGCGACUGCAGGAGAUGCGUGAAAGCCUGCGCAUCAUCUAUCAGUGCCUCAAUGAAAUGCCGGACGGGCUGUACAAGAGCCCCGACGCUAAGGUGUGCCCGCCCAGCCGCUCGACCAUGAAGCAGAGCAUGGAGGCCUUGAUCCACCACUUCAAGCUGUACACGGAGGGCUUCCAUGUGCCGGCUGGGGAGACGUACCGCGCUGUGGAGGCGCCCAAGGGCGAGUUCGGCGUCUAUCUGGUGUCGCGGGGUGGCAACCGGCCGUACCGGUGCAAGAUUCGUUCGCCGGGCUACGCGCACUUGCAGAUGAUGGACGUGAUCAGCAAGGGCGCAAUGUUGGCGGACGUGGUCACCAUCAUUGGGACCAUGGAUGUGGUGUUUGGUGAGAUUGAUAGGUGA
Molecule: messenger RNA, 1513 nt
Organism: Volvox carteri f. nagariensis
Lineage: Eukaryota; Viridiplantae; Chlorophyta; Chlorophyceae; Chlamydomonadales; Volvocaceae
Gene: nuo7
Product: NADH:ubiquinone oxidoreductase 49 kDa subunit
Exons: 7
Coding region: 104-1513 (469 amino acids)
Biological process (GO): mitochondrial electron transport, NADH to ubiquinone
Molecular function (GO): NADH dehydrogenase (ubiquinone) activity; NAD binding; quinone binding
Source: RefSeq, a predicted model, not a curated record